Messenger RNA from Neopsephotus bourkii (Bourke's parrot), 851 nucleotides. It is a transcript of the gene ZGLP1, whose product is annotated as zinc finger GATA like protein 1. The record is from RefSeq and is a predicted model, not a curated record. The transcript is spliced from 5 exons. Bases 1 to 828 code for a protein of 275 amino acids. Gene Ontology annotation, molecular function: zinc ion binding; sequence-specific DNA binding. Lineage: Eukaryota; Metazoa; Chordata; Aves; Psittaciformes; Psittacidae. Gene Ontology annotation, cellular component: nucleus. Gene Ontology annotation, biological process: spermatogenesis; regulation of transcription by RNA polymerase II; oocyte development.
AUGGAGCCGCUGUUCCUGGAGGAGCAGAGCCCGGACUUCUCCGUGCUCCAGAGGCUGCUGUGCCUCGAGCCGGGACCGGGACUCGAACCCGGGGCCGGAGCUGGACCCGACCCCGACCCCGACCCCGGACCUGCGGUGGAAGCGGCUGCGCACGGCGUCCCCGGGGACAUCACCGGGGGGAUCCUGGAGCGCCCCCCCGCUCCCUGCAGCCCCGGCGGGGGUGGGCUCCGGUUCCUGCAGGAAACCGUGCGGCUCCUGCCCCCCCCCGCGCCCCCAAUGGCUCCUCCCGCACCCCCCCUCCCCUCGGGGCUCCCGGAGCAGCGCGGCGCGGCCCCGGUGCCCCCCCCCCGCAGCAGCGGGGAUGCUCUGAGCCUCAUCAGCCUCCAGUGCCAGCGCCUGAGCGGGCCCCGCAGGCGCAAACAAGCGGAGCCCAAGCGAGGGGCAGGGCCCGGGGACCCCCGGUUCCGGGGGGUGACGCUGAGGAUGCGCCUGGACCUGCGGAGCUGCAGCGCCGACGGCUGCGGGCUCCUCAUCAGCGCCCGCGGGUGCAGGGCUCCCAAGCGGAGCAGCCCCGAGGCCGGGGAGGGCGGCUCGGAGAGGAUCGGUCCCGUUGGUCCUGGGAGCAAGCGCUGCGCCUCCUGCGGGACACGGAGGACCCUGCUCUGGAGGGCGGCGGAGGAUGGGACCCCGCUGUGCAAUGCCUGCGGCAUCAGGUACAGGAGGUACCGGGUGCGGUGCCAGCGGUGCUGGAACAUCCCCGGGAAGAGCCGGAUCCCCCAUUCCCGAUGUCCCCGCUGCGGGGAGCGGUGUCCCCAGGCCGGGAAGUGACAGCGCGGAGCCCGUUGGAGCCA